UUAGAAAAUGCAAGCAGCACCGUACUAGAAGCCACGCCGUGUUCAGUUCCGGUUGCUUUCCUUCCAGAACCAGAUCCCAACAAUAAAUCCAAGCGUGCUCCUUCCCUGGACACUGAAUCAUCAAGGCGGAGCGUCCUUUCAGCAAAAUUUCCCGAGACCUCGAGCAAAAUCUGGUCUGGUUUGGUUCAAAUUCGCCUUUCUUUUGGGGCGUUCUUACGGGCCAUGUCGCAGCACGACGACGACCUCGCCGGAGUUCAUUCGGAAGAAGGAGACCGCCACGGCGUUGUAAUGGAUGACUCCGACUACGAGGACGAUGAGUUGGACCAAUCUACUAGUAAAGCGACUGAACACAUCACGGCUAUGGAUGUGAAGAAGGGGAAGGAUAUACAAGGGAUCCCCUGGGACAUGAUGGCGACUACAAGAGACAAGUACAGGCAGUCAAGGCUGCAGCGGUAUGCCAACUUUGAGAACGUACCUAAUUCCGGAAGGAUUUCAGAGAAGGAAUGCAUGCCUGCAGAGAAAGGCCAACUCUACUAUGAGUUUCAGCAUAGCACGAGGUCGGUGAAAUCGACCAUCCUUCAUUUCCAGUUGAGAAAUUUAGUAUGGGCAACGACAAGGCACGAUGUGUAUCUUAUGUCAAACUUUUCUGUGCUUCAUUGGUCAGCACUGACUUGUAAAAAGCAAGAAGUCAUUGAUCUUCAAGCACAUGUCACACCAUGUGAGAAGCACCAUGGGAAUUACUAUGAGGGAUUUUAUCGGACUCCAGUUAGUACUUUGGCAGUGAAGCAUAAUUUGCUUGUUACUGGUGGAUUUCAUGGGGAAAUAAUAUGCAAGUUUCUGGAUCGUCAAGGAGUAAGCUACUGUUGCAAGUCAACACAAGAUGACAAUGGUAUUACUAAUUCUUUGGAAAUAUUUGAGAAACCUAGUGGUUCUCUGCACUUCCUGGCGUCAAAUAAUGAUUGUGGACUUAGAGACUUUGACGUGGAAAGAUUUCAAAUAUGCAAUCACUUCCGUUUUGCUUGGCCCGUGAAUCAUACGUCACUGAGCCCUGAUGGUAAACUUGCUGCUAUUGUGGGGGACAAUCCUGAUGGACUUGUGAUUGAUCCCAGUUCAGGAAAGACGAUUCACGAACUCCGUGGCCAUUUGGAUUACUCCUUUGCGUCAGCAUGGAAUCCAGAUGGCCGAACAUUUGCCACUGGAAACCAAGACAAGACAUGCAGGGUCUGGGACAUCCGCAAUCUCUCCAAAUCAGUUGCUGUAUUGGGUGGCAACAUCGGAGCCAUCAGGUCGAUUCGCUACACAUCUGAUGGGAAGUUCAUGGCAAUGACUGAACCAGCAGAUUUCAUCCACAUCUUUGAUGUAGAGAGUGGGUAUAGCAGGAAGCAGGAACUGGACUUCUUUGGUGAGAUCGCGGGAAUAUCGUUCAGUCCUGACACUGAAGCUCUUUUUGUUGGUGUGCAUGAUCGCGUAUUCAGCUGCCUCCUCCAGUUUAAUCGGCGAAGGUUCUACUCGUACCUUGAUUCGCCUGUGUGAGCUAGUGCUGGUAGACCUGUGAGAUCUACACAGGCUGUAGAAACAAGAAAGUUGUGUAUAUGUUUAUAGGUUUUGCUAUGAAGAAACUGGAGAUGGUGUGUUUACUUUUGCUGAACAAGCUGUAGGUAUUCAGCGAGCCGUCUUUUCGAAGCUUUGUACUGUCGCUGCUUUGUUCGUUUGGCUGAUAAGCCAUAGCAGAAAGUAUUGUUGGCUGAUUUGUUGUGAGA
Messenger RNA from Sorghum bicolor (sorghum), 1760 nucleotides. RefSeq lists its product as uncharacterized. The record is from RefSeq and is a predicted model, not a curated record. NCBI's taxonomy places the organism in Eukaryota, Viridiplantae, Streptophyta, Magnoliopsida, Poales, Poaceae. The transcript is spliced from 10 exons. Gene Ontology annotation, molecular function: protein binding. The coding region runs from base 223 to 1533 and encodes 436 amino acids.